Molecule: messenger RNA, 4684 nt
Organism: Phragmites australis (common reed)
Lineage: Eukaryota; Viridiplantae; Streptophyta; Magnoliopsida; Poales; Poaceae
Exons: 19
Coding region: 340-4494 (1384 amino acids)
Molecular function (GO): GTPase activator activity
Source: RefSeq, a predicted model, not a curated record
ACGCCGUCAAAACCUUUUCCCAAGUUAAAAAAAAACUCCCGAACCCGGCGGCUUCGAGCCACUAAUCCCCAAAGCCUUUUUUCUCGCUUCGCCUUCCCUUCUUCCAUCCCCCCUCUAUCGAAGGAGCUCGCCGUCGCCGCCAUUCGCAUUCGCCUCCUCCUCCCGUCCGCUAAACCCUAGCCGCCGACCCCUCCAAUCCCCCCAUCAGCGCCCGAAUCGCGGUCCCAAUCGAGCUAGGGCUCGCCAAUUUUGGACCGAGCCCGUUGAAAUUUUGGUCGGCUUAUUGGGUGAAUCCUUCGACUUUUUUUUGAGGGGAUUUAUUGCUUUCUCCGGUGGGGAAUGGGGAGCCGGAGGGAGGAGGAGAGGAACGAGAAGAUUAUCCGCGGCCUCAUGAAGCUGCCGCCCAACCGCAAGUGCAUCAAUUGCAACAGUGUGGGGCCACAAUAUGUAUGUACCAAUUUCUGGACCUUCGUAUGCCUGUCAUGCAGUGGAAUUCACCGUGAGUUUACUCACCGUGUUAAGUCGGUGUCAAUGUCCAAAUUUACUACCCAGGAAGUGCGGGCUCUUGAACAGGGUGGUAACCAGAGAGCACGUGACAUCUACCUAAAGGACUGGGACUGGCAGCGAAUGAGGUUGCCUGUCAAUACCAAUCCAGAUAGGAUAAGGGAAUUUAUCAGGGCUGUUUAUGUGGAUAAGAAGUAUGCUGGUGGGUCAUCUAAUAAACCAGCCACAGAUAGCGAGAGUGUGAAGAGCAAUGACAAUGACAUGAGAAGACCUAGCUCCUAUCAUUCAUACUCCCAAAGCCCACCUUACGAUUUUCAGUACGAAGAUAGACGAUAUGGUAAGCAAGUUGACACGCUUGCUCGAAGGCCUUCAGAUAGGGCACUCUUCGAUGGGAAGCUCGGCAACUUACUAUUCAGUCCAGGUCGUUUGCGAGAUCAGAUAAAUGAAGACCGAUUUGCUAAUGAGAGUUCGGGAUCAAGGUUUUCUGACUUUUCAGCCUCAAGCACUGCUGACUUUAGAAAUGAUGUGCUUUCUCCUAGCUCUCAGGAGACAGGGUACAGCAGUCCUUCUGUUCACCAUUCAAGAAAUGUCUCUGCUGAAAAUCCUCAAUCCCAGAAAUAUCCUAGUGCAGCAUCACAAAUAGAUUUCAAUGGAGUUCGACGUUCACAGCGAACAGCUUCUUCUGGAAGUUUUGGGUCAUUUGAUGGUAUCUCAGUGUCUAACAAAUCAAUUGAAUCAGGUUACCCGCCUGAUGCACCUACAGAAAAGCCAGUGCAUCCUGCUGUAAAUCAUAAGACUGUGGCUUCUCCUGUGGCUCAUUCAACACUAUCAUCCGCCUUGCCGCCCAACAAGAGCAGUAUUAACUCAUCAGAUCACAAUUUGAUUUCUCAGAAACCUGCUGAUUUAGGCGGCCAAACUGCUCCCGCCAUGGAACCUGUACAACAUGGUGGGGUUCACAUUGAAGCCGUGGUGCCGUCACCUGUUCCAGCACAACCAACGACUUUCACAACUCUUGACCUCUUUGAUCAAUCUACUGUGCAACAGCCUGUCACUUCUGCUGCACCGAUAGAUCUGUUUGCUGGUUUUAAUGAACACUCAUCAGUUUCUCAUAAAACAGUUGAUUUAAGCAGUCAUUCUGAUGUUGCCAAAGAACCUGCCCAUAACUUUGCUGUUCAGAAGGCCGUGGCACCAUCGUUUGUUCCAGAAGAAGCACUCACCACAUCUCAUCCUGUCCACCAAGACCUAUUCAGUCUGUCAAUUUUGCAGGAACCGCCAACUUCGUCACCCCCUGAGCCAAAGCCAAUAUAUCUGUUUGCUGGCUUUGACCAACAGCAGCCACAUAUGUCUAGUGUUCAGCAAAUUCCAUCAGCAGCUCCACUGCCUGCUAAUGAAGGGUGGGCUUUCUUUGACGCACAACAUGGAUCUUUGAUGCCUGUUUCAAAUGUGCAAGCUCAGUUGCCUGCUGCAUUCCCUCCAACUGAUGGUAUUGCUAAAGGAAUUGUUCAAUCAACAUUGCCAACUUCACCACCAAAUGCCAUUGGGUCACAAAGUUCUCCAGCUAUGAUGGAUAACUGGAGUUUAAAUGCUGAAGAAGUGAAGAUCUCUGUCCCCAAAGAAAAUUCUCAGUCUUGGAACGCCUUUGGUGAAUCUACUCAGAGAGCAUCAAAUGAUUUGUUCACAUUUAACACUAUUUCUCAAGUGGCUCCUCAUCAAUUCACAACACCCGGUGCUCCACAUGUUGGAUCCAGAACUCCACAGGAUUUGGCUAGGGGUGAGCCUGAAAGGUCAACUCCUGGGGAUAUGUUUUCUGGCUUCAAUGUUUCACCUGGUGACAUGGCUGGGCCGUCCUUUCCUGCAGCACUUCAACCCCAUUUGGGCGGCAUAGUGUCUCAUCCUGGAAAAUCAACAAAUCCAUUUGACAUGGCAUUUGAAUCUGAUGAUGACGCCAACAACAUGUUCAUGGAUUUGACCUCACUACAAGAGACAUUACCAGAUCCUCAUGCUCCCACCGAUUACCCUGGGAGCUUCACUGAGCCGUGGGUUUCUCAGAAUACCACUCUGCCAUAUAUUCCUUCUGGGCCUCAAGGGGGGUUGUCAUACAUGGCGGGACAAGACUCACACAUGUUAAAAGCAACAGCAUUUCCUUCAUAUGACUGGAUCAUUACCCUUCUUUGGUCCUUAAUCGGUCAGGUGUGCCUGCAAAGUGCAAACGUAGCAAGCCCAAUACAGGCACGGUCUCAGACAGCCUUGAGCCUUCGUCUCCGUGCUCCCGAAGUCCUAAAACCCUACCCAAAAUCUCUCCCCACCCACCACCGCGCGCCCACCUCCUCCCCGAGCAAAAAAGCCAGCGCAGCCAUGCACCCCUUCCACCGUCCCCGCCCCAACCCCAACCAUCCCCACCGCGGGCGGCCCGGCGGUGACCCGGGUCCGGCUCCGCUCCCCGCCGUCCCCAUGCAGCACCCGCAGCUAAAUCACCCCGCCUUCCCGCCGCCCGUCCCCAACCUCGCCGCCGCCGCCAACCCCAUGGCCGCCGCGGCAGCGGCCAACCCUUUUCUCGCGCUGCAGCUCCUCGGACAGGCGCAGCAGCUCCAGAACCUCGGCUUUCUCGCCGCCGCCGCCCUCCAGCAGCAGCAGCAGACGCCUUUCUUCCAGGGAGGGUUCCCGCCGAACCCCAACCAGUUCGCGCCCUUCCCCGGCCCGCACGCCGGUUUCAAUGGCGGCGGGGCGUUUCGGCCCGGUGGUGCUGGGGUUUGCGGGCCGUGGCCGCCCCGGCCGAUGAUGAGCCCUGUGGGGAAGGGCUGCAAUAAUACCGGUGUCGGCGGCGGCGGUGCACCGAGGCCGAUGCCCAACGUUGGGAGGAAGGACCGGAAUAGCAGUGGUGGCAGCAGCGGCGAGGUAAACCACUCUGAGAAUAAAGCAGAUGGCAUAUCUUAUUUUGCCUCUGAAAAUGGUGUGAGGAACAAAACAACAGAUCAGAAAGCACGAUUUAACUCUGGAAGAGAUGGUAGGGAUGGCAGACAAUUUGGUGCAUCUAGAGGGAGGGGCAGAGGAAGGCACUUUAAUCAAGGUUGUGGAAGAGGAGGCAAUAAUCGGGGAGAAAUAAAAUCCAACUUUAUGAGCCACGGCAGUCCAGCACCAGGAGAUUGCAGUGACAUUCCAGCUCCAGCAUCAGGAGGACGCCGAAAGCGCCCUCCUACAAUUUAUGAUGCAAAUGAAGUUAAACAGUGGGUAGAAGCACGGAAGAAGAACUACCCUACAAGCGUCAACAUAAACAAGAAGUUGUCUCAGAGUCAGUCGAAUAUUCAAAACAAGGACAAAGAUGCCCAGAUGCGGCGUCAGGAGUUGAAGGAAGUCUUAGCAAAGCAGCAAGAGCUGGGCUUUGAACUCCCUGAACUACCACCUGGCUAUCUAUCUGAAACUGAGGAUCAAGGCAAUGCAAGGAAUAGUAAAUGGAAAACUCAACGCAGGGAUUGUCGUUUCGGAAACCGUACCAAUGAUAAAAGAUCAAGGUAUGACCGUGGAAAUUUUCGGUCUAAAAGACCAAAGGUGUGGAGUCAUACUCCUCGUGAUGAUGGUACAAUGAGCAGGGAACCAACCCUCUUACAGAAGCUUCUUAGUUCUGAUAUCAAGAGGGACAGGCAUAGACUUCUGCACACGUUCAAAUUCAUGGCCUUGAACAAUUUCUUUAAAGACUGGCCCGAUAAGGACUUGGAGUUUCCUAGUGUUAAGGUGAACCAGAUUGAAAUAGAAAAUAAUAUUGCUGCAGACGACCUGCAGAAUGCUGAGACGGUCAAUGACAGCAGCCUUGAUUUAAAGGAAAAUGGUGAUGGGAAAGAGUUGAGCUCCAUAGAUACAGAAACUGGCAGUCCUGAUCACAAUGAAGAAGAAGACGAGGAUGGUACUAGUGCUGAAAGCAGCGACGAGAAGGAUGGGAACGAGGACGCAUAUGAGGAGCAGUGUAACGAGUCUGAAGAUGACGCCGCAGCCUGAAAAUCUGACUAAACUGGUAUCCAAAAGCCCAAAUGCUAUUUUCGUUGUGUAAAGUUGGGUUCGCACAAAACAUUUUGUAGCUUUUCACAUUUUCCUGGAGAUCGAAUGUUGAAGGAAAGUACAUUAAGUGCAAUUAUAACAUUUUUCUGAUGUUUUUUGAAAGUCUGAUAUACAAAUCUCUCUUAUGCUA